UGAAGGCCACAAGGCGGUGGUGAAGCUGCUGCUCGACAAGGGCGCCAAGACUAACACCGAGGGUGGAAUUUUAGACAAUGCACUCUACGCGGCUUUAGCCCAAGUCUAUAAGGCGGUGGUGAGGCUGCUGCGCGACAAACUUGUCAUGUAA
Molecule: messenger RNA, 151 nt
Organism: Bipolaris oryzae ATCC 44560
Lineage: Eukaryota; Fungi; Ascomycota; Dothideomycetes; Pleosporales; Pleosporaceae
Exons: 1
Source: RefSeq, a predicted model, not a curated record